Bactrocera dorsalis (oriental fruit fly) is the source of this 2474-nucleotide messenger RNA. Its product is annotated as zonadhesin. The record is from RefSeq and is a predicted model, not a curated record. NCBI's taxonomy places the organism in Eukaryota, Metazoa, Arthropoda, Insecta, Diptera, Tephritidae. The coding region runs from base 151 to 2370 and encodes 739 amino acids. Gene Ontology annotation, cellular component: membrane. The transcript is spliced from 7 exons.
CAGUCGCCAGUAAACUUAUUAACCCCUAUCAGUGCCCAUUGUGGCUGUUGCGAGGAAAGAACUAAAUUUGGAAAAUUCUUUUACAUUAUUUUGGAGAAAGUAUAACUUUGAUUAUUUUUAUCAUUUUUUUUGAAAUCAACGGAGUAAAAAAUGCCUCAACACCAGUCCGUGAAGCGCAUUACUCACUUGCAACUGAUUUUCAUCUGUUGUCUAAUAUUUUACUGGAUGCACAAUGUGAGUGGCGCAAUACGUCGCGUGCCCGAUCGUUCGCGAAUACCAUGUGAAAAUCCUGAGCCGCUACCAAAUGGUUUUUCAGCGCUGCGACGUCGCAACAUGAUGCUGUUACACUAUUGUAAUUACGGCUUCAAGCUGUUCGGUGAUCGGCGUACGACAUGCAACCGUGGCAAAUGGGUUGGCAAUCGUCCAAUAUGUGCAAGCAAUGUAUGUAGUAGUCCAACGAAGAAUCCAGAAAAUGGCCGAAUACAAUAUGUGGAUCAGUAUCAUAUCGGUGUCUACUGUUCGGAGGGCUUUGAGUUGGCUGGUAACCGAUAUGCAUAUUGCAACGGCACCGAUUGGGAUCGUCCGCUGGGCUAUUGUAGACGACGCCCCGGCAGAGUGAGUCAUGAAUGUGAUUUUGAGCCAGACGACAAGUGCGGUUGGGUCACGGACAUAGCCGAUGGUUUCCAAUGGAAACGCACCAUGGCCACUAAUGUGUUCACCUCAUUUCACACGGGACCGCGUCACGAUCACACUACAAUGCAAGCCAGCGGUGGCCACUAUAUGCUGAUGGAAAGUUUCGGUGCCACAUCAACGCCAGCCGCCCUCACCUCGCCCAUAUAUGAACGUGCGAUAAGCUUGAAGACUGCGUGUUGCUUUCAAUUUUACUAUUUAAUGUAUGGCGCUGGUGUUGGCAAUUUAAGAGUCUACAUAAAACCGUUGACGAAAAUGCUAUCGGAAGUUAUUGACGACAAAGAAACCUAUUUAAAAUUCACCAAGUCUGGCAAUCAGAAUAGUAACUGGAACGAGGCGCACUUCAGUAUCGACGAACAGGAAGACGAUUUUCAAAUAGUAUUCGUCGCGGAUGGCGCUAAGAAUCACUUAAGCGACAUAGCUAUAGACGAUGUGAAAAUAAUGUUCGGUACCGAGUGUAAGGCUUUGGAUAAUCAUGAUGAUGAAGCCGAUGACUCCGGCGAGUAUGAGCCCACCACUACAGAACAAUCACUGUAUGACACUUUAUCGUGCGUGUCACGUUGCGGCACUGAGACGAAUAGCGGUAUAAUGCGUAAUGCUACACAUUUGAUAGGUCUUUGCAGUUGUCACGAUAGUUGUAUAGCGGACGAUGAUUGCUGUCCGGACUAUACGAAAGUGUGUCUCGAUGCGCCACCGGAGUCGUCAACGGUAAAUAUACCGGAAACUACAACAACUACGGUUAGAAGUGAUACGAAAUCGACAACAACAACAACGUUAAAAGAAAUUAUAACCACAAAACCAACAACCACGUCAAGCACAACGACAACAACAACAACGACGUCAACAACAACAACCAAGAAACCCACUACAAUAACCAAAAAAGCCACAACAACAAAUACAACCACUACAACAUUGCCUCCGACUACAUCAACCACACGCAAGCCGACAACAAUAGCAAAAAACACAACCACAACACAGAAGCCGACAACAACGAGCACGCGCAAGCUGAUAACAACCUCAUCCACAACACCGAAACCAAAGCCUACAACUACUAAACGCGCAACACCCUCAACAACAACAACAACUACUACUACUACCACAACAAUUCGUACAAUUCCAACAACAAUAACGUCGUCUACAAAACGUUCCACUACGUCAACCACAACUUUACCUGUAACUCAGCCUUAUACACUCUACACACAACCUAUUUUAAGCGUGACCACCGUCGCAAGUGUUAACCGCAAAACUGCCGCAGGCGAGACCAAGGAAUUGCCAACAAAGAAUCAAACGCAAACCAAUGCCAACACACAUACUUGGGAAUGGCAUCCGAAGCCAGAGUCAAACCCGCGCGAAAAUUUGGUGUUACUAUUUAUAUUUGGCGUACUGCUUAUAGCAAUUGCUACAGCAGUAGUAUAUCGUCGAAAAGAAGCAAUCAAAGCCAUUUGGUUAAGAAAGAAUGAAAACGAGGGUGGCGCAGAAGACACUAACUCGAUAAUAGCAAAUUUUGCAACCGACGACACCCCUCGCAAUGGCGGCAAUACGCCGGGUGGAAGUACAGCCGGAAAUCAUAUAAAACUGUCAUUUCCCGGCUUAAAGAAGGGCAAACCGGAUAAACGUGCACGCUCAGAUGAAGAACCAUUGUUUAGUGAAAAUCAAAGUGACGGCAUACCGCUUCUCUGAGCAACCGAAGUAUGCGAAGAGAAGGCCGUUCCACGCACAGCUAACCGUAACUGAGUAGUUUUUGUGAAAUUGUUCCAUAAUAAUCUAAAUAAAGCAGCAUAUGU